Messenger RNA from Manacus vitellinus (golden-collared manakin), 4528 nucleotides. It is a transcript of the gene EPB41L4B, whose product is annotated as erythrocyte membrane protein band 4.1 like 4B. Gene Ontology annotation, molecular function: cytoskeletal protein binding. The coding region runs from base 1 to 2322 and encodes 773 amino acids. The transcript has 26 exons. The record is from RefSeq and is a predicted model, not a curated record. Gene Ontology annotation, cellular component: cytoskeleton. NCBI's taxonomy places the organism in Eukaryota, Metazoa, Chordata, Aves, Passeriformes, Pipridae.
AUGGACUUGGCCAAUAUAAAAGCUCACAUGCGUCAUCACUUGUGUUCUCUUCUGGACACAUUCAGCACUGAAGCAGUACUGGUGUAUUGCCAUGACAGGAAAAAUGCAAAGGGACAGGAGUUGUUUGACCAGAUUGUGUAUCAUUUGGACCUUGUGGAAACUGAUUACUUUGGUCUGCAAUUCAUGGAUGCUUCCCAAGUUACACACUGGUUGGAUCAUUCAAAAUUCAUUAAGAAGCAAAUAAAAAUUGGACCUCCGUACACGUUGCAUUUUCGUAUUAAGUACUAUUCAUCAGAACCGAACAACCUUCAUGAAGAGUUUACAAGGUACCUGUUUGUAUUACAACUCCGGCAAGACAUUCUUUCAGGGAAACUGAAAUGCCCGUAUGAAACUGCUGUUGAACUAGCAGCUCUGUGUCUUCAAGCUGAGCUGGGAGAGUGUGAGCACCCUGAGCACACACCAGAGCUUGUGUCUGAAUUCAGGUUUGCACCAAACCAGACUGAAGCGAUGGAAUUUGACAUUUUUCAGAAAUGGAAGGAGUGCAGGGGAAAGAGCCCGGCGCAGGCUGAAUUGUGCUACUUGAACAAAGCUAAAUGGCUAGAAAUGUAUGGUGUAGAUAUGCAUGUAGUUAAGGGAAGAGAUGGUUGCGAAUAUGCUCUUGGACUGACACCAACAGGCAUAUUGAUCUUUGAAGGAGCCAACAAAAUAGGCUUAUUUUUUUGGCCUAAAAUCACAAAAAUGGACUUUAAAAAGAGCAAACUAACACUCGUGGUUGUAGAAGAUGAUGAACAGGGCAGAGAGCAAGAGCACACAUUUGUUUUCCGGUUAGACAGUGCCAAAACGUGCAAACAUUUGUGGAAGUGUGCAGUGGAGCACCAUGCUUUCUUCAGAUUGCGAGCCCCAGCAAAUAGUAAAUCUAGUAGAUCCGACUUCAUAAGGCUGGGAUCACGCUUCAGAUUCAGUGGGCGGACAGAAUAUCAAGCAACACAUGGGACAAGAUUACGCAGAACUAGCACAUUUGAAAGAAGGCCCAGCAAGCGAUAUCCUUCUCGAAGGCAUUCAACCUUUAAGACAAACAAUCCUGUGAAAGCAGCACAACUAUGUGCUAAAAAUACUCCUGAAGUCCAUAACUAUCAGCCACAAUAUCAUCCUAAUAUACAUCCUGCUCAGCCACACUGGCAUCCACACACACCUGUGAAUGUAAGCUAUCCCUUGAACAACAGUGAUCUGCACCAGUUCAACAUUGAGGAGAAUGGUGGAACACCAUAUACCACAAAAAUGCCUGCAAGGCACCACCACCACCACCGUCAUCACCACCACCAUGCGAAUUACAGCGCCCUUGCUCCCGACAGCAAGGACAUUGUUUCUGGAGUUCCAAACCCAACCAAACUGAGCUCAGGACUUCCCCUUCUUUAUGAUGAAACUUCUCAUCUGAAGAAAAUAGAAACAGAGAGUGUGAAGGUAGUUGGACCAUGGCCAGCCCUCCACGUCGGCAUGAACAAGGGUGAAGACAAGAAGGUACCUGAAAAGAUUCUUCAUGCCCCUGUGUCACCUUCAUCUGCACCUGACCAUAUGAAGUGCAACAUCCUCAAAGCUCAAGUGGAAGCUGCUUUUAGAGUAGGUGCCCAGGCUGUGAAAGAAGAGACCUCUUUUGUAAAUCCCAGUAAGACCUCCAGCCUGCAGGACCCUAAUGUAAGAAGUCCAGCUCCAGUGAGACCUGAAACUACACCAUCAACUGGCCCUACAGAAAAGCAGGAGGUUAAAGCUCCUCGUGUGAGGAAGUUAACGAGGCAGUACAGUUUUGAUGAAGACGACCUUCCUCCAGCACUGGCAGCAGCAGCAGCAGCAUCAACACCUGUAUCUUCAGCAUCUCCUGGGUCACAGAAAACAUGUACACCACAGACGUCAGAAGGACAAACACAGGUUUCGCCUGGUGGCAAGAGUUCCACAGAUGCUGGAAGUACAUUUGCUUUGGAGCCAGGUGACCUCCUGAUGGAUUUCACAGAGGCCACACCAAUGAUAAAGACAUUCCCUGCUGAUACAUCUAAUCCUUUUUUCGAUCCUUUUACAACAGUACCACAGUUUUCUGCAGAAUUUGCAGACAGCAAAAUGCAAUGCUGUGCAGUGCAGUCAUCACCCAAGAUAACGCUGGUAACUCCAUCGCCUGUGCUGAGGUCUUUGGCAGAGACUGUACCGACUCCAACAGUCCAGACAGUGUAUACGUCGCAUAAACCGAUUUCGCUGGCAGACAGCGCUGAGACUCUGAGGCGUGAACUUGAGAGAGAGAAAAUGAUGAAAAGACUCUUGAUGACAGAAUUAUGAAAUUCGCACUUCCGUCAGAUGGAGAAUGGAUUGGGGCCUUUCAUGUGCCUUCUGUCUGUUUACAUUCCUCUGCUUCUGUGUACUCAACAUAACGCAUCGGGAAAAUGUGUGAUAUUCCUGGCUCGCCUGGAUUCACCACGGUUGGUUAAAAUUACGUCUCAGCUAGACUUUAAUUUGAAGGAGUUCCUUUAUUCAUUUGCUGCUGGGAAAUAAACCUUCAAUCCUUUAUCUCUCCUGAGAUUUUAUACUAUUAACACAAUUAAUUUCUGGUUUGGUUUUGGUAAAUCUAGGGCAAAAAAGGAUCAGCAAGGAACAUACUGAUUUCUAUUGGGAAACACUGUUCUGUACAUAUGUUAAUAAGUGCACAGAAAUUAAUGUUAUGCAGAAUAUUUUGAUAGUAACAUAGAAAAUAUGUCAUUUUGUACAACUGAAAAUUGCAAUGAGCUACUGCUAUUUGUUAAAGAACCAUUUUUAAAGCAGAAGAAUGAUUAUUACAUCCUAACCCCAGGACUGUUAGUCUCCACAGAAUAAACGGCUGUCUUAUUAAAUUCCUAACCUUAACCUUCACUCAGAGAUAUAAAUAGCUGCAAAGGGGAAAGACACCCCACCAUACAGAUAUACACACCCAAUACUCCCUAUAGUUUGUCAUGUUGACCUAAACCUUCAACUCAAUCUUAACAUAUUUCCAUUAAUGAAAAAAAAAAUCAGUUGUUUAAAGCAAUUUGCUACUGACUUUCUAGCUUGGUACUGACUUUUUUUAAGUAAGUGAGGAGUUUUACCUUCUCCAAUCUGCCUAGGCAUUAGGGCUUGCCCACGCUCAGACAUCUUCUGCCCCAGCACUGAAGGUUGCAGAGCCUCAGCGGCGUGGACGUAACUCACACAGGGAGAAUUUUUUCCCUCCCAGGUAAAUAAACCACCUUCCUGACUGACAUGAAUUGAUCGAUCACUUUAAAGAACAAGAACAAUGACAGUUUACGGCAUAGCUUGCCUAUACCCAUUUUUUUUGCUCUGGUAAUCAGCACAUAUGUCCUGGCAAACCUGUGGAGGGUACACCUGGCUAUAUAUCCCCUUCACCUCUGACACGCAAACAGCCUCUACGUCCAGUGGAGCUAUCUCAGGCAUGAGGUGGGGUGGGUGGUCCAGCACUAGCAGACCUGCAGCCGCAGGGAGGGAGUUUAUGGUAUACAGGUAAUGCUACCAACUAUUUCCUAGGGAAAAAAAAAAAAAAAAAGGAGUUCUCUGUUUCCCCUUGUUCAGUAGUGCAGGGUCAUCUAGAAAACUAACAUCUGACUGUCAGCUAUAAGGUACUCUUUCAACAGGAAAGCUUUUAUGCAUUUUGUAUGGCUGAAGAUGUAUAUUUUUCUGUUGCUCUGUACACUAUGUUCUCUUGUUUGUAUUAAGAUAAAAGAUUGCCCCUCAUUUGGUACUGAUUACGAUGACUUUAUCUUAGCUUAAGCAGUUUGUUUGUGUGGAGGCCAGAAAGUGAUUGCUGUGAGACUGGGUUUCCUUCAGAGUUGCUGUUUUUCUGAAAUGAGAGUUAUGGAGAGCUUCACAGGACUGUGGAUUGCGAUAUGAAGGUAUAAAAUGACUUGCCUAUUUUAUGUUUACUGGGACAAGAAAUUAGCAUUAGGCUUCCCAUUUAAAUCCACCAAACCCAAAACUUUCUGUUUGCCAUAAAUUUGUUAAAAAUACUCAGCACAAGUGUUAGGUAGAAAAUCACAGUACAAAUUUAAUCAAGUGGCUCAACAUAGGCAGUGGGCACAAGGAGCCAUAGAAAGAAUCCUGAACUGCAGAUUUUAGAACACUACAGUGACUUUUCUGGGUAAUCAGAUAUGACUUGUAUGCUGUCCACCCUCUAGUUACAGUGCCAGGACACUUCUGUUCCUCAUGUUUUAAUGCACCACGCCAUCAGUCCAAGGUUCUUAAAAAUUGAUUAGGAACAUUAAAUCCCUGUGAGGAAAUCAGAAGGGAGGGGGGAAUUAAUAGACAUAAAAGACUUCAGCUUCCAUGUCCUGUUACUCUUUUCUCACCACUUCUUAAAGGGGUUGGUGAAGGAAAAGCAGCAGCACAUUUUGCCUUUGUCCAAGGGAGAGUGAGCAUUCUGAAGAACAAAUAAAAGAAAAUUGUAAUUAGAGAUGCUGGUUUGGGAGAGGAAAACAAAGAAGGUUGAGAACAUCACAGUGCUGACUCUAGCUGAAUCUGGUCU